Messenger RNA from Arabidopsis thaliana (thale cress), 1295 nucleotides. RefSeq lists its product as uncharacterized. NCBI's taxonomy places the organism in Eukaryota, Viridiplantae, Streptophyta, Magnoliopsida, Brassicales, Brassicaceae. The record is from RefSeq and is marked reviewed. The transcript has a single exon. Bases 140 to 703 code for a protein of 187 amino acids.
CACAUUCCACAUUUCCAUGUUUUGUAGGAACCAAUGAUCACAAUUUCCUAUUUUAAAGACCCUACAAAUAAAGCAUUGAUCAUUUGUCUACAAAUUAAAGCAAAUUCAUCUUGACCAGAGCUCUACUAAUUCAUUAGACAUGGAGAUCAUUCCAUUGAUGCUCAUUUCCGUUAUCAUACUCUUGACAUCAUUUCCGGCUCCGAUUAAAGUGUCCGGCAGGGGUGGAGGAGGCGGCUUUGUUGGUAGUGGCAACUCUCCUAGUAUUGGAAGCGGCUAUUUUGGUGGUGGUGGGAAUCCUGGCACCGGCUAUAUGGGUGGGGGUAUCCCUAGCGGCGGCAGCAUUAGGGAUGGGAGUAAUGUUGGCACCGGUUAUAGGGGUGGGUUUCAAGGAGGCAAGCCUUCAGGUGGUGGUGACCCCGGUGCGGCAAUUGUGGUGUUUCCUAAGAAGCCCGAGGAACCUGUGAAGGUGGUGCCAACGCCAAUGCCACAAGUUUGCGAACCGAAAGUUAGACAUUGCAUCAAUGUACAUGUAUACGGACGCGCCGGGCAACCUCACCGAGGCGGAGCAUGUUGUAACAAAUUUAGGUACGCGAGAAGAUGUGUCUGUAAAUUCCUUGUGUCUAAUGAUACUCACCUAAACAAACAAUCUAAUGGUGUACUUCGAGGUUGUCAUUUUAAACGCAAUUGUGUCUUCCGUAACUAAGAUCUAGAGAUUAUGUAUGUAACUAAUAGAAAAUAAUAACUAUGUAUAUACAAGCAAAUAUAUCUUGGAAUAAUUGUACAUUUUUGUAAGGUUAAAAAUGUAUAUCUUAAUGUAUUUUGUAAAUGAUAUAUGAGUGCUCGGAUAGACAGUUAAACUUGUUCUUCGGCGAUGAUCGUCGUUUGCUUGAGAAUACAGUCUGCGAGCACAUGGUGAGAGACUUGGCUAUGCUCCCGAUGGGUACUCUUUAAUGCUCUUCUACAGAGGUACAAUCCUACACCAGAGCUUCCACCGCCGUACGUUUCUGCUCCUCCGCCGGUGCCUUGUUAAUCCAAAUUUUUGCAGUCUAAGAGAGUUGUUUGGUCACAUUAUCACACAUAAAAUAAACAAGGAUACAGCUUUAAUAUAUAUAUUUUUACAUAGAAUAAGGUUUGUAUAUCUAUAUUUUGGUCACUAUUUGCUAGAGAAUAAGAGAUUGCUGGAUGAUCUUGGCGGUGCUUUCUGAUUUCUGUAACAACAUAACUUUACCUAUCUAUAUUGAUAUGCAUGGAAAGUUUAUAAGAAUUAAUCAUGAUAUAUAAUAUAUGUUGCAGUU